This is a messenger RNA of Vitis vinifera (wine grape), 2271 nucleotides long. RefSeq names its product zinc finger protein CONSTANS-LIKE 14. Gene Ontology annotation, molecular function: zinc ion binding; protein binding. The transcript has 3 exons. Bases 132 to 1223 code for a protein of 363 amino acids. Lineage: Eukaryota; Viridiplantae; Streptophyta; Magnoliopsida; Vitales; Vitaceae. The record is from RefSeq and is a predicted model, not a curated record.
CGCUUUCGGGUAUUAGGAUUCUGAUUUAAAUUUCUGUAUCAACUUCUCUGAUAUUUUUAGUAAGGUUUGAUGUGAUUUUUUUAUCAGGUUCCACAAAAAGUGAAGAAAAAAAAACGUAUCUUCUUCUAAAAAUGGAAACCACGUCUAAAUCCAGACCCUCUGCGGCGGUUCCCUGCGAUUUCUGCGACUCAAAAACGGCGGUUGUACACUGCAGAGCCGACUCUGCAAAGCUCUGUCUGUUGUGCGAUCGACAUGUGCACUCGGCCAAUGCCCUGUCUCGCAAGCACCUCCGCUCACAGAUCUGUGACAACUGCAGGACCGAACCGGUGUCCUUUCGAUGCUUCACCGACAAUCUUGCUCUCUGCCAGAGCUGCGACUGGGACUCUCAUGGUAAUUGCUCAGUCCCGUCUCUCCACGAGAGGACUCCCGUGGAAAGCUUCUCAGGGUGUCCCUCUCCACUCGAGCUCGCUUCUGUGUUUCGAGUGGAUUUGAAGGAUGGGAAUUGGAGUAGUUGGAAUUUCGGGUCGGUGAAUGUUCAGGAUUUUGUGGUUCCGGGCGAGAAUUGCUAUGCUGGGUGUGGUACGAAAGUAGAGAAGAACGGGAUAAGCGUGGUGUAUGAGCAAUUGGUGGACUUAAUACGGAGCGAUGUGGAUGUGGUGCGGGGGGAUGUGGACGGAGAUGGAGAUGAGGGUGAGGAUGGUGCUGAACUGGGUCCAGGGACGCCGGGUAGGUGUGCUAAUAUGGGGAAUUUUCAAGGUGUUGAUUUAGAUAAUGGUGAUGAUGAAGAGUUGUUGCGGCAGCAAACGCCGUUUACGUCUUUGCUUAUGUUGCCGACGCCUGUUGAUGCCAGAGACACUGGCUGUGGUUAUGGUUGCGCAGUGGAAGGAGACGCUAUGUGGGAUCGUGGCCACCUUUCAUAUCAGGCACCCCAGAUAUGGGAUUUUCAUUUGGGAAGAUCAAGGAUUUGCAAAGAAACUAGUCCAGAAGCAGGAUACGAUGUGGACAAUUCUGGUUUUGUGAUCAAGAAUUACAGUGAAAUUACCAAGGGAUCUUCCUUGACAAGAACAAAAGCGUUACAAGGCAUGUAUGAGAUGAAUUGCACAACAACCCAUGAGGAUAUCCUGUCAAAAAAUGCUGUUCUGGUUGUGACUCAUGAUUGGAGAAAUAGGAUGAAGUUACUCUUAUGUACUUGUUCCAUUCAAUUAGAGUACAUGGACACAUAAUGGUUAAGUUCAAAUUAUCAACUUAUGCAAGAUAUGUUUUAAAUUUAGUUGCAAUGUUUAUGGUGAAAAUCAGAAAUUUUAUUCAGUCAAGAGUUAUCCCUGUUAGGCUUCUCUUUAAAGUAUGCCAAUGUUUCUCUAGCUCACCAUUUAUGUGACAACACUUGGUUUGUAAACCUACAUUUCUUAGUAUCCUUUAGGUGAUAUGUAGCAGUAUUUGGUUACUCUGUAAUUUGGUUUCUCCAGGGUUCUUUAAAUUAAGGAAGAAAAAAAAAGAAGAAUCGUUUAUUUUGUUUGACUAUUUCUUGAAAUUUAAGUGCCCUCUGGGACAUGGCUCUAUGAUUUACUCCAAGACUGGUGGUUUAGGCACUCCUUUGAACCAUGUGGCAAUCUGUAAGGGGUUAGAAUUUUGUUCAUGCUGCCCUUUUGAGAAGCACACAUCGCACUAUUGCUGUGAGUUCAGUGAAGAUACAGGAACUCCUGAUGGAGGAAAUGGGAUUGGGGUUAUAGUGGCCCCAUUUCUCAAAAAUGUGAACAAACAAAGGCUCUAUGUAUAAUAUCAGCCUAAGGAACUCCUGAUGGAGGAAAUGGUAUUGGGGUCAUGGUGAUGGUGAGCCUACUUCUCAAAAAUGCAAGCAACAGAGGCUGUAAACGGGUUUGCAGAUCUCAGUCUCUUAUCUAUAAUAUUAGUCUUACUAUUGACAUAACAUCAUAGUUUAUGAAUUUAUUUGUUCUUUCAUGGAUUGUUUUUAUCACAGCUGGUAUUUAUAAGCCUGAUUAAAAAAAAUGCAGAGUCAUUCAAAUAAAGCAUUGUCAAGCCAGGGACCAACGACAGCAGAGAGCAACAACAUACCUAUAGUAGGGCCAUCAUCAGAGUCCUGGACAGCUGAACCCAAUACAAACAGCAUUAAAAGUAUGCAGUUCAAGGAUCUCCUUAUUGGGAGUGGAACUGCAAGAACAGAGACAACCAAUGUUGAUAUGGAGCUGCUGGCACAGAACAGAGGCCAUGCCAUGUUACGCUACAAGGAGAAGAAGAAAACUCGAAGGCACG